Molecule: messenger RNA, 513 nt
Organism: Exaiptasia diaphana
Lineage: Eukaryota; Metazoa; Cnidaria; Anthozoa; Actiniaria; Aiptasiidae
Exons: 2
Source: RefSeq, a predicted model, not a curated record
AUGUCUACGAGUUCCUCCGACUCUGAGAAUGAUUCGGACGACUCGGAAUUUAACUAUAUUUCGAAUUACGUGUUUGAAGAAGAAAACAAUGCAGUAACUAAAGCCGAAAACUCCGAGGAAACCGACGAAGACGAUGUCUACAGAGACGAACCUUUGGCCGAUGAAAAGUGGCUCGAAAGUUAUCAUGCAGAGAAGAAGAAGAUCGAGGAACGCGACAGGGAGUUGGAGAACAGAUUUAUUGGCCACAUAUCGAUAAAUUCAUGGUGCAAAUGUGGUCGUUGUAAAUCAGAAUAUUUACAAAAUUCAAAUGAAUACGUUUGUUGCAAAGAAAUAGAUAGCUGUGUUGAUGCUCUAGCGAAUGAAGAGGUUCUAGAAGACACACAAACUUUGCCGGCGUGCAUCACAAAUCACCCUGGAUUCAAUACCGUAUGUUUAGACAAAUGGUCUCUGAAAACAUCCGCUGAGAAAUUUAGAUGUCGGGAUAGAUCAAAAUAUAAACAACGAGGAUCUCAA